CACAGGCUACGUCUUAGUGAAAGAAUGUUCAACAAUUUGAAAAGGAAAAAGAAAUAGAUACUAUACAUUUGCUGACUGGAGAUUAUCUGAACAACAAUUUCAUUAGAGUUUAGCAUAAAAACUAAAGGCUCCUCAGCUGUUCUGCUUGACUGACUAAAGAUGCUCACAGACAUUACAGAAGGAGAAUUUGAUAUCAAAGAGGAAGAACCAUGGUAUGAUCAUCAAGAUCUGGAACAUGAUCUUCAUUUGGCCGCCGAAUUGGGUAAAAAUUUAUUGGAGCAGAACAGAGACUUAGAAGAGACACUCCAACAGAUGUACAUCAGCAACCAGGAACAGAUACAGGAGAUCGAGUAUCUUUCUAAACAGGUGGAUUUGCUGAGGUCAGUGAACGAUCAGCAUGCUAAAGUCUACGAGCAGCUGGAUUUAACCGCACAAGACCUGGAGCUGAAAAACCAACGACUGGUGCUGGAGAACAGAGCGGCUCAGCUGAAGAUCGAAGGGCUCACAGAGACGGUGGAAGGGCUGCAGACUCAGGUGGAGGAGCUCCAGAGAGACAUGCAGAAGAAGGAGACCUGUCAGUUACACGAUUAUCUGACUAAGGGCUCUGAUUUCUUCUCACCAUGCUGCAUGUAUUUCAGGUGCUUUUCCCAUAAGCACUCUGUUUCCACCAGCCGCUCGUCUCUGAAGCGUGAGGAACAGGACAAGCUCUGGGAGCUCGAGCGCUCGGUUGAUUCCCUGCAGGCGCAGCUGAGCACAGAGCGCUCUCAGAGAGAGGCGGCCGAGCUGGAAGCUGAUGCUCUGGCGCAUGAACUCAUCCAGCUGGAGCCCAGAGAAGCGCUGCUGGGAGUCUACAAGGAGCGCCUGGCCGAGACGGAGGCUGAAGUGCAGGAGCUCCGCCUGCUUUUGCGCUCGAGCAAAGACAACGUGGACAUCCCAUUGGAUGAUGAAGCGGGCGGGGCCGGACACAGGGGGCGGAGCCUGCGGUGCUGCAGCAGCGAGAGGCAGUUGCUAAGCAACGAGCAGCCUGAAGGGCAGCAUCAUGGGAUCUCUCUGCUGAACGAGAUGGAUGCUCAAUACGCCGCCCUGCAGGAGAAAUACGACACGCUGCUGCGCCGCUGCCAGGAUGGGAAGUUGCCCGAGAACCAAAAAACUGCUCAAACGCACACAAACACCCAGAACGAUUCCCAGCAGCCCGAGUACAAGGCCCUGUUUCAGGAGAUUUUCAGCUUUAUCCAAAAGAGCAAAAAGGACCUGAAGGAGAACAGGAUCAAGCCCAGUCAGGCUGAAUGAGGCACUGAUCUGCAUCUAUAUCUGAACUGAGGGAUUAUACUGACAGAACUAGGAUGGUGUGAUACCACACAUUACGGUCUGCUUUUAUUGCCACUUUUAUUGUCUGGUGAGCGUAUAUAAAGCACUUUUGUAAAUUCUUCCAAAUGUCACUGUGAAACAAAAAGCUGUGAACUUAAAUGUACUGGAAAUCUUUGUGUAUUUACAGUAUAGUGGGAUGAAUCAACAAAGACAUUUCCAGGUUAUAUAUUACCACAUAAUCAGUAGAA
This is a messenger RNA of Sinocyclocheilus grahami, 1556 nucleotides long. Its product is annotated as cerebellar degeneration-related protein 2-like. The transcript is spliced from 5 exons. The record is from RefSeq and is a predicted model, not a curated record. Lineage: Eukaryota; Metazoa; Chordata; Actinopteri; Cypriniformes; Cyprinidae. Bases 160 to 1290 code for a protein of 376 amino acids.